AUCCUUUGGAUCUGAUGGCUUCAUGGGUUGUCGAUAAAUUUUCUGCUGUUAAAAAUAAACACAUUCCAGUUCCUACAUUUGAAGGUCAUCCAUUGACUAAAAAUGAAUUAUUGCCAGUUAAAGAUGUACGUUCUUUAGAAAUAACUUUUCCUUUCAUAGAACAGGCGCCUUUAUAUAUCUCAAAACCAGGAAGGUAUUUAACCCAUUUAAUUUCUCAUGAAGGGUACGGUUCUAUUUUGUCUCUUCUCAAAAAGAAAGGCUGGGCAAAUUAUUUAGAAGCUGGUUCUGUUCCUGGAGCUGUUGGAUUUGAAUUUUUUAAAGUGUCAAUAGACCUAACAGAAUCUGGAGUAGAUCAUUAUAAAGAGGUAGUAAAAGUCGUGUUUCAAUAUAUUAAAAUGUUGAAACAAAUUGGUAUUCAAGAAUGGUGCUUUCGAGAAGUUCAAUCUCUAGCAGAGAUUUCAUUUCGAUUUAAAGAAAAAUCAGCUCCAGCAGGCUAUUCUUCGAAGCUUGCGAGUCUCAUGCAAAACCCAUUUUCACGCGACUGUAUCAUAAGUGGGUCAUAUCUUAUUCGAGAAUAUAAUCCUAAACUUAUAGUUGAAGGAUUAAAAUGUUUAGAGUGGGAUAAGUUUACUCUCACUUUGGUUAGUCCGUCAUUUACUGGCCUAGAUCGAAAAGAAUCGUGGUAUGGAACUGAGUAUAAAGUUGAACCUUUUAGCAUGGAAUUCAUCGAGGAAUUGAAAAAUAUAGAAAUUGAUCCCGAGUUAAAAAUUCCACCUCCUAAUGAAUUUAUUCCAACAAAAUUUGAAACGCAUAAACAUGAAAUUGUUACGCCACAAACAUGUCCAAACAUCAUUAAAAGCACUUUACUUUCUCGAUUGUGGCAUAAAAAAGACGAUACAUUUUGGGUACCAAAAGUUAGCUCAUAUUUCUUGCUAAAGAGUCCUUUAGCAUACGCACCAUCACCAUCGAACUGUAUAAAAACCAGGCUCUACACUGAAUUAGUAAAAGAUAACUUGACUGAAUAUUCUUAUAACGCUGAUCUUGCUGGUUUAAGAUACGACAUUGACACACAGCGUGAAGGAAUACUUUUGACAAUAAAGGGAUAUAAUGACAAGCUUCAUGUGCUUUUGAAAGAUAUUGUGGAUGCAAUGAACCCAAAAUUUAUUAUUUAUCCAGGCAGAUUUGAAAAAGUUAAAGAACGACUCCAAAGAGCAUACAAAAAUACUUUUCUUGAUCCUCCUCAUCAUCAUGCUACAUAUUAUCUUUCAUGUCUAACACAAGACCAAAUGUGGACAAAUAAAGAAAAAUUGGAUGCAUUAGAAGAUAUUACUGAACAAGAUAUAAAAGCUUUUUAUCCAGAAUUGUUUAGUCAUUUGCAUAUUGAAUCAUUAGUUCAUGGAAACAUGUUUAAGGAGGAAGCUUUAAGAUUGUUACAAAUCGUUGAGGAUGUUUUACAACCUAAACCUCUUUUACCAGCAGAGUUAAUUGGUUGUAGAAGUAUUAUGUUACCAGAAGGGAAAAAAUAUUUAUAUCAACAUGAAGUUCUAGAUCCAAAUAAUGUUAAUUCUGCGAUAGAAUAUUAUGUUCAAGUAGGAAAUGUAGUUAAUAAAAGGUUACGAGCAAAAUCAAGCUUGUUGGCACAGAUUAUGCACGAGCCAUGUUUCGAUCAACUUCGAACCAAAGAACAAUUAGAAAUGCCGGAAGAAGAAUAUCAAAGGCAAAUUCAAUCUCUUAUCACAAAAAAAUUGGAAAAACCAAAGAAUCUUUAUCAAGAAGCUCAGCGAUAUUGGAAUCAUAUUGAUUCUGGAUAUUAUGACUUCAAUCAAGUUGAAACUGACGUAGCAGAAUUACGUGAAAUUACAAAACUCGAGCUACUCGAGUUUUAUAAACAGUUAGUCCAUCCAUCUUCACCAAUACAAAAAAAAUUAUCGGUUCACCUUCGAUCACAAAAAAACAUUAAAAAAUCAAAACCAAUAGAUAUUAAUCAUCUUUAUUCGUGUUUAACCGCUCAAGGUUUAACCACAAUAACGAUUGAAAAUUUACAAACUUUCUUAUCUUCCAAAGAAAUAGUAGAUGGUCAAGAAUUAGAAACAUUGCUAAAACAAUUUUUAAUCGAUCAAAGCAAGGCUCAAGAGAGAGAGAUUGAAGAAUUGAUUAAGAAUGUUGGAGAGUCUUAUUUAAUUGAAAAUUCUGUAGAUGAAGAGAAAGUCGAAUAUGGUAAUGCUAUAGAUGUAAGGUUAUUAGAUUUAAAACCAGGGAAUGAAAAAAUUGAAGAUAUUUAUGUUUGGAAGAGUAACAUGCAAUUGGGUCCUGCUCCAACACCAUCCAUAAGGUUAAAUGAUUUGAUGAGUAACGAAUCAUGA
Racocetra persica is the source of this 2363-nucleotide messenger RNA. NCBI's taxonomy places the organism in Eukaryota, Fungi, Glomeromycota, Glomeromycetes, Diversisporales, Gigasporaceae. The record is from the annotation of a GenBank genome assembly.